Messenger RNA from Carya illinoinensis, 1508 nucleotides. Its product is annotated as eukaryotic translation initiation factor 4B3-like. NCBI's taxonomy places the organism in Eukaryota, Viridiplantae, Streptophyta, Magnoliopsida, Fagales, Juglandaceae. The record is from RefSeq and is a predicted model, not a curated record. Bases 97 to 1272 code for a protein of 391 amino acids. The transcript has 2 exons. Gene Ontology annotation, molecular function: translation initiation factor activity; mRNA binding.
CCCCCUUUCGCUUCGCUGCCAACGAACGCAACCCAACGGCCAGCGAGAGACAGGAAAUCUACAGCGAGAGAGAGGCAAGGCAUAGGAAGAACAGCUAUGGCGGCAACAGUGUCUCCUUGGGCCAAGCCCGGUGCCUGGGCGCUUGACUCCGAGCAACACGAGGCCGAGCUCCACCAACUACAACAGAACGAAAACCAGCCCAUCUCCGGAAUUCCAACCGAGCCUCUCGCCGAUUUUCCGUCCCUGUCCGCCGCGGCCGCCUCCAAGUCGAAGAAGAAGAAGAGCCAGACCAUCUCCCUCGCUGAGUUCACAGCCAAGCCAACCCAGCCGAGCUAUCAACAACAACAACCUCAGGGACUCACCCCCGAGGAGUUCCUGGCUCUCCCUACUGGUCCGCGUGAGCGCUCCGCCGAGGAGCUCGACCGCAACCGGCUCGGCGGAGGAUUCAGAUCCUACGGCUCAAACGGCUCUUACAAUAACAAUCGGUACUCCAGCGGCGACGACUCUUCCAAUUCUCGGUGGGGUUCAUCUAGGGUUUCUGAUGAGCCCCGCAGAAAUGGUUCAUUUAAUAGGGAUAGGGAAUCUGCGCCUUCUCGGGCCGACGAGAUUGACAAUUGGGCAGCGGAGAAGAAGUCGACCGUUGGUAGUAAUGGUUUUGAGAGGAGGGAGAGAGGUGGAGGGUUUUUCAAUUCGCAAUCUCGAGCGGAUGAUACGGACAACUGGGGAUCGAAUAAAGCCUUUGUGCCAUCGGCGGACGGACGGAGAUCUGGCGGGGAAAGAAAGGUGGGGUUCGCAUCCGAUGGUGGUGCUGAUUCGGAUAAUUGGGCGAAGAACAAGAAAGAGGUGAGUAGUGUAGGAGGGGCUGGAACUGAAAGGCCCAGGCUUAAUUUGCAGCCGAGGAGUCUACUUGCGGGUAAUGGGGACAAGCAAGAGGCGGCGGGGAUGGUUUCAAAGCCCUCACGGGGUUCAAAUCCGUUUGGGGAGGCAAGGCCGAGGGAGGAUGUUCUGGCAGAGAAAGGGAAGGAUUGGAAGAAGAUUGACGAGCAGCUGGAGGCCACGAAGAUGAAGGAGGUGGCAGAGAAGGCGGACGGAUCUUCCUCGUUUGGAAAGAGAGCUUUUGGGCUUGGCAACGGUCGGGCAGCGGGGGUGGAGGAUAAUCGAAUUUGGAGGAGACCAGGAUCGGUUGAAAGUCGUCCUCACAGUGCUGAAAAAAUUGAGAACAUUCCUGGUGAGGAAAAAUCAGGAGAGCUUAUAUGCGAUGCUGAAAUAUAACAAAGGCGUAGAAAACUCCAGAAGCUCUUGAUUAAUGGGAGGGCUUGUUUUCUUAGAUUUUUAUUCAGUUUUCUUAUUGUCUAUUUUUUAUAGGUGUUCUGCAAUGAAUGUCAUUACCGUUGAACAGUUUGAAGACAAUUUUGGUAGGCUUUAAGGUAGUGAGGCUAGUUCUGCUUAUAAUUUGUAGUACGUGUUGCAACUCAGCCAUUUUUGUUAUUCUCAUUAUUGUUACAAUA